Molecule: messenger RNA, 1420 nt
Organism: Ixodes scapularis (black-legged tick)
Lineage: Eukaryota; Metazoa; Arthropoda; Arachnida; Ixodida; Ixodidae
Product: glutaminyl-peptide cyclotransferase-like
Exons: 8
Coding region: 225-1286 (353 amino acids)
Molecular function (GO): zinc ion binding; glutaminyl-peptide cyclotransferase activity
Source: RefSeq, a predicted model, not a curated record
GGUUUACCCUGUUUACCUAAGGUUCGCCGGGUUGUUUUUGUUGCCGCCGCUCGCUGGCUACUGCAUCGACUGCAUGCGUGGGCUGGGUUGGCUCGGUGAUAAAUGGUGUUAGCUGAUACCGCUCCUCCGAUGAGAUCCACCUUUCGACUGGCCGUUCCUUCGUGCCCGUCCUGACAGCGCGGAGCCGUCGACGAACUGUCGGUUGCCGCACGCUGCACUCGGCAAUGCUCUUCCCUGUGCUUCUGCUGCUCAAGUUGGUGAUAGGCGCGCUGAUCUUCGACGCAUCUGCACUCAGCUGGCAUGACCUGAAGUGGCCCCGAGAUCUCCGGCCGCUGGCCCAUCAUGAUCUGCUGUACAUGGGACAGAUUUCGGACGAGGACAGGGGGGACUUCAACGCCACCCUGCGGAACUUUCUCGUCCCCAGGGUUGUGGGGAGUCAGAAGCACCGGGAGGUUAGGGAGUUCAUUGUGAGGUCGCUCAAGGAUCUCAACUGGGAUGUGGAAGAGGACUGCUUCGACGGCCAGACUCCGCACGGGAUAAAACCAUUUUGCAACGUGAUAGCGACGCUCAACCCAAGCGCGUGUCAUCGGCUGGUGCUGGCCUGCCACUAUGAUUCCCUGCUCCACAAGGAAGGAACCUUCAUUGGUGCUACCGAUUCUGCUGUGCCGUGCGCUCAACUGGUGUACUUGGCGAGGUCCCUGAAUGGCAAGCUGCAGAACCAGAAGACUAGAGGCGACGGUCUGACGCUCCAGCUGGUCUUUUUCGACGGGGAGGAGGCAUUCGAGCGCUGGAGCUCGCACGAUUCCCUCUACGGCUCGCGGCACCUCGCCCAAAAGUGGCACGAGGACCGAACGUCGGCCGAAAGACUCGAGAGCUGCCUCGAGAGGAGCGAGAUCGCCAACCAGAUCGACCGAAUGGAAGUGAUGGUGCUCCUGGAUCUGCUGGGGGCAGAGAAUCCACGUUUCUACAGUUACUUCGGGGAAACCCAGCCCGUUUACCGGAGGCUCGUCAGCAUCGAGAGCCGGCUCAACGACGCUGGGCUGAUGGAACUUCCACGUCGCCGACGGAGGACCAACUACUUUUCCAACAGUUCAACGGUGGGCUUCAUCGAGGACGACCACAUCCCCUUUCUCAAGAGAAGCGUCCCCAUCGUGCACAUCAUCCCGAGUCCCUUUCCAGACGUUUGGCACACGCUCGACGACAACGAACAGAACCUGCAUCACCCGACCAUCUCCAACCUGAACAAGAUUUUCAAGGCAUUCGUGUCCGAGUACCUGCAGCUAUGACCCGUCGAAAAAAGCACGCCUUUUGAUGCAUUUCCGUAGCUCCUCACUCAAGCAAAAAAGGCUCACAAGUUUCACUAUUAUCACUUGUCGUUUUACAUGACCGGGAGCUGCUAAUAAAAGAAUGUUGCACUAUA